This is a messenger RNA of Protopterus annectens (West African lungfish), 927 nucleotides long. Its product is annotated as asialoglycoprotein receptor 2-like. NCBI's taxonomy places the organism in Eukaryota, Metazoa, Chordata, Ceratodontiformes, Protopteridae. The transcript has 6 exons. The record is from RefSeq and is a predicted model, not a curated record. Bases 91 to 720 code for a protein of 209 amino acids.
AGUUGCUCACUAAUACUCUGAUAUGCUGAGUAGGGAAAGAGUAUUUACAAGCCAUUUCGACAACAACAUAUAUAUCUGUAAACAGUUCCAAUGACGGCAGGACUACAGAAAGCGGCAAAAGAAGAAAUUAUGAAGCUGAGCAAAGGGCAUACUGUUGUGCUAGUUAUGUUCGGAAUCGCACUCAUCGCUCUGGUGGUUAUGAAUAUAAUUUCAUUGUCAUUGACUGUGCAGAUAUCAGAAGAAAGAAGUCACUACAAGAAUGGCAUACAUGCGCCUGAAGUGAGAAAAACUGCAAUAAUGACAACAAAGGAAGGCUGCAUCCCAAAGGAAGAAAUAUCGUUUCAGAAUGAAUGCUAUUUUUUUUCCUCCGAUAUGCCUCAGCUUACCUGGAUUCAAAGUCGGGAUUAUUGCAAACAAAGGAAUUCUGAUUUAGUUAUAAUCAAAAGCCCUGAAUUGCAGGAAUUCUUAACAAUGAUCACAAUAAAGGAUGGAUUUUUCUACUGGAUUGGACUACGCAAUUUUGUUGGCAAAACCUGGAAAUGGGUUGAUGGGACUACUUGUGAUGUCACUGAUAAAAACACAACAUAUUUUAUACCUGGAAAACCUAGUGGCAAUGACACAGGGUACUGUGUCUUUAUGUCAAGUCAGAAUGGUCUAUGGGAUACUCAGAAAUGUGACUAUAAUUACCGAUGGGCAUGUGUCAGAAAGAUAAUUCACUAGUGGAAGAAGAAGACAAUGACAUUACUGACAACUAACUAUACUGACAAGGGUUUUGAAAGUCUAAGGAAAAAUGUUGUCAGUCAAAAAAAUAAAGCUUGCUUAUUAUAACUAAUAAUUCUGUAAUCAAAUGUUAUGAAUUUUAAUUGUCCCACUGAUUUCACAUGGCAGAGCCUAAUGGACAAGUGGCAAUAAAAAAUGCUCUAAUUA